AGGAAGGUCUAAACUGAUCACAACGUUAUCAACUCUUCCAUAGCAAUGAGGACAGUUAUAGUUCUCGCCGCAGUGACCAUUGCUUGCGUUAGCGCAGCCAGUUUAGAUGCCGUGGUUCGACCAGCAUUGCCUGAAGGACGUAUUAUCAAUGGUCAUCCUGCCACCAAGGGUGAGGCUCCAUUCAUUGUAUCCCUGAAGACAAGCUUCCACUUUUGUGGCGGUUCGAUCAUCGACAAACAUUGGGUGCUGACUGCCGCCCAUUGCUUAAUUUUUGCUCAGUUCGAGGUUGUUGCUGGUUUGUACGAACGCUCUGAUGAAUCGGAUGUCCAAAUCCGGGAAGUUAGGUACAAUGAAACAUUUGCCCAUGAGCUGUAUGGCGGCGAUGUUGGUCCCUACGAUAUUGGACUCAUCUAUAUCGAAAAAGCCUUUGACUUGAAUGCUUUAUCCAGCAUUGAAUUGCCUUCUGGCAAAUAUGAUAUCGAGGGUCGCGGCAAGCUCUUUGGUUGGGGACGAGACAACUCUGGAUUUCUAUCCGAGGUCCUGCAAACAUUGGACGUGGAUAUUAUUGGUUAUAGCGAGUGUAAGGCCGCCGUACCCAUCACCUCUCCCUUGGAAGAAGGCAAUAUUUGCACCUAUACUGCUGGCACAACGGACGGUGCAUGUAACGGUGACUCUGGCGGACCUUUGGUCAUAAACACCAAGGAAGGUUACGAAUUGGCAGGAAUUGUAUCUUGGGGGUACAAACCCUGUUCUACCACCCAGUAUCCAUCGAUCUACACUGACGUCUCAUGGUACAAGCAAUGGAUCGGCGACAAAAUGAAAACAAUACAUUUUCUAUAAUGUAGUCCAAUGAAUGUUUAAACAAAUAAAAAUAAAAAAUACUCUUUUAAGAG
Stomoxys calcitrans (stable fly) is the source of this 893-nucleotide messenger RNA. Its product is annotated as lectizyme. Gene Ontology annotation, molecular function: serine-type endopeptidase activity. The record is from RefSeq and is a predicted model, not a curated record. Lineage: Eukaryota; Metazoa; Arthropoda; Insecta; Diptera; Muscidae. Gene Ontology annotation, biological process: proteolysis.